Messenger RNA from Clunio marinus, 9174 nucleotides. The record is from the annotation of a GenBank genome assembly. NCBI's taxonomy places the organism in Eukaryota, Metazoa, Arthropoda, Insecta, Diptera, Chironomidae.
CAGACAAAAAUGAGUCAUUUGUAUACAGUUUCUUCAAAAAGUGGCGAUCAGUUGUGUCCAUUAGGUUUUCAUCCACAAGUAAGAUGGCCAACAAGAUGCAAGAGAUGUUUUAGAGAUUAUAAAGAGCAUGGCGCUCGAAGAGGGGAAGAUAUCGCAUCGUCAACCCCAAGUUUAAAUCGUGAUUCACUUGAUAAAUCAGUUCGAAGUUGGACGUCAACUCAAAAUUUAUCAAGCAAUGACACAGCAAAUGUUGUGGAAAUAACAGCUCCAAUUCGUUUAAGGCAGCGACCAUCAUCAUGGUCUUCAACCCCCGAUCUCGAUGAAGCUUCGAAAAAGUCGAACCCAAAAAGUUCCGAAGAAAUUGUCGUUAGUGUUCAAUUGCCUGUAAGAAGACGAAAUACUUCAUCAGGCUUUGAUAAUGUCGAAGAAUCAUUCACACUGAAACGUCCACUAAAUUCACCAACAAAUGGAAACCCUCCAAAACCUGUUGAAUUCGAUGAUGAUGUUGUCAUCGCUAAAACAGAUUCACUCGCUGAAAGAGUUCGGAAAAUGCAAAUGUUGAAAAGACAAGGAAGUUCCGAAAGAGAAUCAAGUCGCGAGGGUUCAAUUCCAAGAAGUGACGAACAAAUACAAAAAAGACAAGAAGUCCCCGACAUGCAACAGCCAAUUCGUAGACGACGUCAAACAGAUCCAUUACCUCCAAUUCCUGAUGACAAGCCACCAGCAAGAAAUCGAGCUGAACUGCCGCCUGAAAGUGAAAUAAGAGAAGAAAAUGAAAUGUUGAAGCGUGAAUUAGAGACAGUUAAAGCUCGUUGUGAACGUGCUGAACGAGAUAAAUCUGACAUUCUUUUAAGACGAUUAGCAUCAAUUGAUACAACAUCAAAUCGAACGGCUGCUGCUGAAGCUCUUAAAUUACAACAGAAAGUCAACGAAAUGAAACAGCAAAUGGAAGAUCUUCAAGAUGAAAAGAAAUCUUUGGCACAAAGGGUUAAAGAAAUGACAAAUGAAAUGAAAGCUCGACCGUCGAAGUCAAUGGAGGAACAACUUCGAAAUAAACUUGAGCAAGCUGAACGUAUGUGUGAAGCUUUGAUGGAUGAAAAUGAAGAUAUGAAACGUGAGUUGAAGAAUAUGGAAUCGGAAAUCGAUGAAAUGCAAGACAACUUUCGGGAAGAACAAGCAGACGAGUAUGUGUCGGUUAAAAAGGAACUCGAACAAACAACCAAGAAUUGUAGAAUUCUUUCUUUCAAAUUGAAGAAGUCAGAAAGACGAAUCGAACAGAUGGAAAUUGAGAGACAAAGCAGUGGAAGUAAUCAAACAAAUGUUGAGCUUGUGACUAAAAUAAAACAACUUGAAGAUGAAUUGAAAGUAGCAAAUGAAGUUGCGAGACGAUUGCAAACUGAAUCAGAUUCACAAACAACGAAAAAGAAAGCGCCAACGUUAGGAAAAAUUGGAAAAUCAACUUCCGAUGGUGGAAAAGUUUCAAGAGAAUCGUUGACACGUGGUGGCAGUCAAGAAGAUCCAGUUCAGCUUUUGAGAGAUCUUCAAGAUUCAUGUGAACGUGAAGCUGACUUGAGAGAACAACUGAAGUUUGCUGAAGAAGAACUUCUUUAUCACUAUCGUCAAUCAAAGAAACUCAAAAUAACAAAACCAGAACUUACUGAAAUUAAACCGAAAAAUCAUGAAAAAGAAUUGAAAAGUUCAGGAACACAAACUUCAUUUGAAAUGAAGGAGGCUGAAAGUUUACGCAAAAAGUCAUCGCGUGUUGAAGAAGAAAACGAGUCGUUGAUGAUGCAAUUGAAGAAAAUGGCAAGCAAAGCACGAAGUCGAAAGUUGAGUCCAAAUCCACCCAAACGAGCGAUUGUUGAGAAAGAUGAAGGAAUAUCAGAUGAAGAAGACACUGCUGAACUUAAAUUGCAACUUGAACUCAAUGAACAAGAAACUGCCGUAUUGAGACGAAAAGUUGAAGAAUUGGAAAGAGACAGUGAGACAAGUAAACGACAAGUUCAUGAACUGCAAGAAAAACUUCUCACCAAAUCAAAAGAUGCUUCAAUUCUAAAGAAAACAACGAUAACAAAAUCAUCAUCAAAAGACCCAUUAAGUGACAAGAAGAUUCAAGUGAUGGAAGAUGAGAUCAAUGAAUUACGUAAAAAGUUAAUUGAGAAAGAUCGCGAAUUUGAACGUGUUCAAGCAGAACAAAGUUUAACAAAAGGAAAAUCUAAAAUUACUUCGCUGAAAAAUAAAUCUAUUGAAUCACCUCUGACAGAAUCACAAAAUGUUGAUUUGAAACGUCAAUUACAAGUUGUUGAACAAGAAGCGACCGUUCUGAGAACCAAAACACAAACACUCGAACAAGAAAAUGAGAAACUUUUAACUGAAGUCAAGAAGCUUCAACUUACAUCAGCAAAAGGUUCUCUCAAAUCAUCGAACAGUGUCACCAGUAAAGAAACAGACAAGUUAAAAGCAACAAUUGAAGCUUUGGAAAAUGAACGUGACGAACUAAAAGCAAAGAUAAAGAAAGUGCUGGAAGAUCCAACAGAUAAAUUACCAGCAAGAACACCUAAAGUUUACUCAGAAACAAAGACAAAGUUGCAACUCAAAAAAAUGAUUGAAGAGCUGGAAGAAGAAAUCGCUGAAAUGCGAGCAAUUGCAAUUCGAUCUGGUGCGAACCAAUUGAAAAAAUUAGAAGAUGAAAACAAAAAAUUCACAACAGAACUUGCUGAUCUCAAGAAACAAAACGAUGAAAUUUUACGUGAAAAUAAAUCAAAGAACAGCACAGCGUCAUCACAGCUGAAGGAAGUUGAACAAAAAUUACAAAAAGCUUUAACAGAUAACAACUCGUUUAUUGAUAACAUAAAAAAUUUGGAAGAGAAACUUAUGAAAAAGGAUGCAGCGUACAAACAAAUGGAAACUACAAAAAUGUCAUUUGAAUAUCAAGUGAAAGGUGAGAAAGAUAAGUUAACUAAGAUGGAAAAGGAAUUAGAAAAAUUAAAGACUGAACGUGCAAAAUGGGAAACAAAAUCGCAAGCUAUUGAAGCCGAGUUGAAUAUGAGCAAGAAAUCGUCAGAAAAAGCGAAGCAAAGUUUUGAGAAAGAAAUUGCUAGCCUCAAAGAAAAAUCGUCACAGAACAAUGAAAUUCCGUCGAAGAAGCUUCAAGAAGUUCAAGAUAAGAAUAAAGAGCUUGAAGAGAAAUUGAGUAAAGAAAUCAAGAAAUAUUCGACUUUGACAGGCGAAUUUGAGCUUCUUGAAGAAGAGCAUGUGCUUUUUAAAGCUCAAUUAAGUAGCGAGAAGGAAAAGCUGUCGACAGAAAUUAAGAACUUGAAGCUACGAACGGAAGAAUUGGAAGAUGCUGAAGUCAAAUUCAAGCGUGAAAAAACAGAUUUAACUAAAAAGGUUUCUGAUCUUCAACGAAAACUGACAGAAGCAGAACACAACAAUGCAAGAACGUCAUCGACAUCAUUUGACUUAGAACGAAGCCGUCUUAAAUCGAAGUUAGAACAAAAAGAAACUGAAUACAAUAAACUAUUAAAAGAACAUGAAGUGAACGUCGAUCAAUUCUCAACAUUGCGAAAAGAUAAUGAAGACUUAAGAAGGAAACUUGACGAUUUUGAACGAAUCAAUAAAGCCCAAAGAACUUUAAAUGAUCACAACGCAACUCUAGAAAAUGAACUUAAAAAGCUUAAAUUGAAAUUGGAGACGACAGAAAUGGCUGUAAAAUCUGAAGUAGCUUCGACAAGAUUACGUUAUGAAACACAAAUUAAUACACUUCAAAAUGAACUUUCUUCGAUUCAUCGACAAUGUGAAAGAUUCAAGAAGGAUCGUGAUUCAUUCAAGCAGCUUUUAGAAGCAGCACAAAAGAAUAUUGGGGAGUUGAAGCAAAAUCGAAAGAGUUACACAUCAACAUCAAGUGGGGAUGAAGACGAUAAAUCAAAGAUUCAGCUGUUGGAACAACAAUGUGGUUGCUUAGAAGAUGAAUUAAGUGAAUCACGAUUAGAAGCGAGCAAGCUUAGAACUGAAUUAAUUUCUGAUAAAAGUGCUUUCGAGAUUAAACUUUCGGAGAUGCAAUCAAAGAUGAAUGAAUACGAGGAAGAAAGAAUUUUGGGAAGUUCAAAGGUUCCUGGAACUAAAUCAAGACUUGAACUCACGUGGCAGAAAGAACGAGAAGAUCAACAACGACUUUUAGCAGAAACUUCAACAUUGGCGCGUGAUUUACGUCAAACAUUAUUCGAAGUUGAAAGAGAAAGAGACAAAGAACGACUCGAAUCUCGACGAAAAAUCGAUCAAGUUAAAAAAGCUACUGAAGAAGAACUUGAAGAAGGUCGCAGAAAGAUUUCUGAGUUACAAAGCGAUUUAUUGGAACUUCGAGAUGCGCAUGCAAAACUCAGAACAGCUAAUGAGAAACUUCGCCGUGAUCGUGAUCGAUAUGACAGAGAACGUGAGUCAGGCAGUAAGAGAAGACUUGAACAAGUUGGUGAAAAGAAAGUUGGAGCUUUACUACAACAAGUUGACGAGCUUGUAAAGAUUGCUCCUGAACUUCAACAUUUAUCCAAAGAAGCCCAAACACAACCGACACUUUCCAUUCCAAAUCCCCCUCAUCGAUCUAAAAGUCGCAGCCCUUCCCCAGCGCCUGCUUCAUCUUCUUCCACUAUGCAAAUUUCUACAGUAUUAGCACGUUUAUCUGAAGCUUCUGAUGAACUAAGACGUUAUCAACGGAUAUGUGAUGAAGAAAGAGAACGAGAACGUGCAAGAAGAAGUGGAAUGAGACGAGCUGCAUCACAAGAAAAUGAAAAUGGAAUCGACACUGUAACAAAUCGCCCAACCAUGAGAUUACAACGAUCGUCACAAGGAAGUUUAUAUCGCAAGAGUUUAUCACUUGAUCAAUCGAUGCAAUCAGAACAACAACAGAUUUGGGCGAAAGACAGUGACGUUGGGUCAAUGUCAUCAGUACAAUCAAUUGAUUCGGAAUAUGGAAUAAGACGUGGGGAUUCAAGUAUGGAUUCUCGAUUAUCAGCUGGUUCAACUCAAAGCGACAUGACCGGUCGAAGGAAGAAGAAGAAAGGAAUCAUGGGAAAACUUAGAAGCUUAACAAAAGGCAGUCGGGGUGCUGAAAGUGAUGCAUCGAACCGAGGAUCUGAUUCUGAUGUUAGUUUAGCUGGUGAUCGAUCAAGCAAGAAAGACUUAAAAGAAAGAAUCUCUGGAAUGUUCAAGAGAGCUGGAAGUUCGAGUCGAUCUGGAAGUCGUGCAGGAAGUCAAGAAAAAAUCCUAAACGAUUCUCAAUUGCGUCCAAUUUCAAUUGCAAAUUCAAAUGGUUCAUCAAACACCUUACCACAUAACUUUUCUUUACAGCAAUCGUCUGCUCCAGUUCAAACUUCAACGUUACCCGCAAAAGGAAAACCACCAACGCCAACAACCACUAGAAAGUUAAAGACAACGACAACAAAAUCUAAAAUGCAAGCAAAGAAAAAACGAGGCAAAAAGUCAAAUCAGAAAAUCAAAGAUUUAAUUUUAGCGAAAAACGAGAAUGAAAGUAACAACAGUAAAAACAAACACCAGCAAUCGAAUCAAGCACCAAAAAAGCAACAAUCGAAGCACAUCCCGUCAAAUAGUUCCUCUAAUGAGACAGGUGGUGAACAGCACCAUCAAAUCAGAAGUGAUGAUGAUCCAAUUGAUGAUCAAGCGUAUUCAAGUGAGGAGGAAGAGCAAGAAUCGCGAGGAGAUUAUCGUCGAGGAGGAUAUCAUCCAGUUAAAAUUGGAGAUCUUUUCCUUCAACGUUAUCACGUUAUUCGUAAGAUUGGUUGGGGCCAUUUUUCGACAGUUUGGCUUUGUUGGGAUCUCGAAGACAAACGCUAUGCAGCACUUAAAAUUGUAAAAUCUGCCGCAAACUUUACUGAAACAGCAAAAGAUGAGAUUAAAAUAUUGAAAGCCGUUCGUGAUACAGAUCCACUCGAUCCCAAACGCAAUAAAACUGUUCAGCUUCUGAAUGAUUUUAAAAUCUCAGGUGUAAACGGUACACAUGUCUGCAUGGUGUUUGAAGUUCUUGGUCAUAAUCUGCUCAAGUUAAUCAUAAAAUCUCAAUAUCGUGGAAUUCCGUAUGAGAAUGUCAAAACAAUCAUUCGUCAAGUUCUCGAAGGUUUGGAUUAUCUUCAUACUAAAUGCCAAAUCAUUCAUACUGAUAUAAAACCUGAAAAUGUGCUCAUUUGUGUCGAUGAAUCUUAUAUUCGUAAAAUUGCUGUUGAAGCCACUGAAAUGGUGUCAGCAGGGAUGAAACUUCCAACUUCUUUGAUAAGCACUGCACCGGAAGAGUUCCAGCCUCAAGUGCCAACCGGUAAACUUAGCAAGACGAUGAAAAAGAAACUUAAGAAGAAAGCAAAACUUCAAAAUGAACUCAUAAGAAUGCAGAUGGAACAUUUACAACAGACAGUGGAGAGCGAGAACAAAGGUACAAAAGAAGAUGAGAAUGAAGCUGGUGGUGAUGCACCAAUUGAUCUCAGCGCAACUGCAACAAUAUCAAAUAAUGAUGAAUCUCCCACCGAUAAUGAUGAGACAUCAAGUCACAUACUUAACGGAUCAUUAAAAUCUAAUGCCUCGUCUGAAAAUGAAAAUGAUGAGAAGGAUAAAGACAAAGAAGAUAGCGAAAAGGUCGACAAAAUGACGUCCAGCAUUAAAUCAAAUGACGAAUCAAACGAAGAUAAUGAAGACGUUGAUGAAAAUGUGAAAAUGAUUAACUCUGAAAGUGUCAUAGAAGAACCGAAAAUUGUUCCAGUUAUUCAGACAACACCACCACUUGAAAAUGGUACCAGCGAACAUUCAAAACGUUCUCCAAAACCAGCCACAACACCAUCAGAUCCUACAUUUGAAGUUUGUGAUUUUGAUGUGAAAAUUGCUGACUUAGGCAACGCAUGUUGGGUUGAUAAACAUUUUACUGAAGACAUUCAAACUCGUCAAUAUCGCUCUCUAGAAGUUAUUGUUGGUGCUGGUUAUGACACAUCAGCUGACAUUUGGAGUACAGCUUGCAUGGCUUUUGAAUUAGCAACCGGCGAUUACUUAUUUGAACCUCAUGCUGGUGAGAAUUAUGAUCGUGAUGAUGACCAUUUGGCGCAUAUCAUUGAGCUUCUUGGACCGAUACCCAAGGAAAUUGCACUUGCUGGUCGUUUAUCACAUGUUUUAUUCACGAAACGUGGUGAAUUACGAAACAUUACGGGAUUGAAGCCAUGGGCAUUAAUUGAAGUCUUAACUGAGAAAUACGAGUGGAGUGUUGAACGAGCUUUAGAAUUUUCAUCUUUUCUUCGACCUAUGUUGGAAUAUGACCCGGCAAAGCGAGCAACAGCAGCACAGUGUCUUGAACAUCCAUGGAUAACUGGGGAAGAAGAUAAGAGCUAAAUCACCUGAUUAAACCUGACAUUUAAUAAAAUCACAAAUAAGAAAAUGAAAACAUACAAAAACUCCGAUUCCAUCCCCCGAAAAAUUAUUUAUAUCUACUAACAUACAUCAAACCAGUUACUUGAUAUCUAAAAUUUAUUGAUUUUUUUAUUUGUGAAAGUAAGAAAAUAUUUUUGAAGAGACAAAGCAAAGACAGAAAAAUUUUCAACCAUUUUGCACCAAAUGAAAGUAAAAAAAAAUUACAAAAAGCUACAAAGAACUCUCUAUGUAAUGAAAUCUCUUUAUAAAUUGUAAGAUUCAAAUGAAGACUUCAAAACAAUUGUCUAUUCAUAAAAGAAAUUUAGUUGUCUGUCCGAAUUUCUUAUAUGGAGAGUUUUGUGCAGUUAAAAUAGGAAAACAAUUCAAAUGAUGAACAAAGGAAUGCGGCGCCCCACAUUUGGGAAAAUUACGUAUUAAAUAUGUUUAUUUCCUUUGAGUAGUUUUUGCGUGACUCUUAAACUUUUUUAAAGCGACAAGUCUUGAUACUUUCGAUAAAAAAAAUAAACAAAAACAUUUCAUCUUUGCUUAGAGCAAAUCGAAAAGAAUUUUUUAUCAUCUUAGUCGCUUUUUACCCCGUGAACUUAUUCAAUUAAAGAUUUUUCUAGCAUCAUUUUUAUAAUUAAAUAUAGUGAUUAAGUUCAUGAAUACAUAUAUCUCAUCAUGUUUUAGAAACAACAUAAAAUUACUUGAACUUACUCUUAAGAAAUUCUUAACUUAAAAACGUUUUUAGGAUGAAACUAAGAAAUUGUUUGUAAAAAUACUUAAAUGAUUCUUUUCUCUAUUUAAAGUUUCUCUCUUCAUGACUUACAUUUGAUUCUAUCUCGGUUUUGUUUAAAUUUGAUUGUGACGCAGGAAGGAAUUUAAUUUACACAAAACAUACAAUUCAAACACACGCAGAUAAAAUGAAAUAAAACGAGAAAAGAAAAUCAAAUGUGAACAUUUUGUUUCUGAAAUGAUAAAAAGAACUUCUUUAAAAUAGCUACAAGAAACUCUAACUAGGAGAUAAAUAAAAUAUGAACUAUAAAUUUCUUAUUCAUUUUUCUUGCACAUAUUUACAUGAAAUUUGAUUUAAUAAAUGAUGAUAAAAAAGAAUCCCCUGAGUAAGUCUUUGAAAGAGAAAGAAGAGGAAAAACAUUCAUUGACGGCACCAGUAAACGUGAAAAAGAAAAGAUAAUGAUGAGAAGAAGAAAAAAUUGUUUCCUUUUUCGCCAAAAUAACAGAAUGUCUUGUAGUUUGACUCUGAGAAAAUCAUUACAAUGAUAAUAAAAGAAUUGAAUAAAAUUAUCUUAAAAAGUAUUUGAUAAUUGAGUUUUCCACAAAUGAGAUUUUCCAUACAAAAAAUGUUCUUUUUUAACUCUUACUCUUUUUAUCAUGUGGUUUAAAUUAUGCUGUUUAUGUCACUCGUAACUCAAAAGUUGUAAGCAGCAGCAGAAGUAGUGAAUAAAAUAAAUAAAACGGAAAACUUGUAUGAAAAAUUGCCCUGUAGAGAAAAUUUUGUGAUUUGUACGACAGUGACAGAACUGGUUUACUGCUGUAAAAUAUCAUCUAUCAUUUUCUUUUGAGAAUUAUAUUAUUGAAAUAGAAACAUUUUGAAAACUUGUCAUUGUUGGACGACAAAUCCUUGAUCGAUUUUUGUAAAGCUUUCACAAAGCAAUGAACAGAAAAGUUUUGUCAUUUGGAACGGAAGGAAACCUUUGAUGACGAUGUUACACCAGAAAAAGAAACAUAAUAAAACAUUAUGUUAUGUAGACAUGAGAG